AUGGCAAAACUAAUCACCGUCAUUGGCGUAACAGGCAAUCAAGGCGGCUCCGUCGCGCAGCGCUUCCUCAAAGACCCCAACUAUCGCGUCCGCGGGGUAACGCGCAACGCGGCCUCAGCAGCAGCGCAGAAGCUUGCCAGCCAAGGCAUCGAGAUCAUGCAAGCCGAUCUCGACGAUGUCGCGAGUCUGCGCAGAGCGUUCGAGGGCUCACACGUGAUCUUCAGCGUCACGAAUUACUGGGAGCCAUUCUUCCGCCCAGAUUGUCGAGCACAGGCUGCGGAGAGGGACAUCUCGUACCGGAAAUUCGCGUACGAGGUUGAGCUGCAGCAGGGGAAGAAUAUUGCGGAUGCGGCGGCGGCAGUGGCGGGGGGGUUGGAUGGGAAUGGGCUUAUUGCGUCGACGUUAAGUCAUGCGGGAAGGUGUAGCAAGGGGGCCUUUGGGGAGCUUUAUCACUUUGAUGCAAAGGCGGAUGUGUUUCCUGGAUAUGUGAAUGAGAAGCAUCCGGAGUUGGCGAAGAAGAUGUCGUGUGUUCAGACGGGGUACUUUAUGAGUAGCUAUAAACUCGCCAUUGGGGCGUAUUUUAACAAGGAGACGGCAGAUGGCACGUUUCAGAUGAGCUUCCCGACUUCCCCGGAUGCUCAAGUGCCUCAUCUUGAUGUUAAUUCCGAUACCGGGACCUUUGUCUAUGCUGUUUCCCAGAUGCCGCCAGGUAGGAAUUACAUAGCUGAGGCAUCGAGACCUACUUGGCCCGAGUUCUUGAAGACAUGGGGUAAGGUUACAAAACAGCCCACAAAGUACCAAGAGAUCACUCUUGAGCAGUUCAUUGCGGCGUCACCAGACAAAGCGUUUGGGGAGGAGGCAGGAGAUAUGUUCGCAUACUCUUCAAGUCCGGGAUAUGACGGUGCAGAUCCAACGCUCUUGAAGGCGGCAGAUCUCGAAAAGGCCGGCAUUAAAUGCCCAAUGACCAGCCUAGAGGAGUUCUUCAAAAAACAAGACUGGACACCGGUUCUUGAACAAUAA
Lachnellula hyalina is the source of this 1020-nucleotide messenger RNA. Its product is annotated as NmrA-like family domain-containing protein. Lineage: Eukaryota; Fungi; Ascomycota; Leotiomycetes; Helotiales; Lachnaceae. The coding region runs from base 1 to 1020 and encodes 339 amino acids. The transcript has 3 exons. The record is from RefSeq and is a predicted model, not a curated record.